AUGGGAACUGGGAAAAGGGAGGAGUGGGAAUGGGUGCGCAGUGGUGACUGGGAGAAGGACAGGCCUCGAUACGGACCAGAAAGAAAGCCCUGCCAGUAUAUUUACAUGCCUCCCUUCAACCGAGGUCUGGGCAACCGCUUAGUGAACCAUGUGAAUGCGUUCGUGCUGGCGCUCAUAACCCAACGAGCCAUCAUCACCACGCCCUGGUCCUUUGUAGUUCGCCGAUUCUGCAACCCCUUCAGCAACUCAACCUCCUGGACUCUGCCCUGGCCCGUGCACAGCUCGUUCAUUGGCGCGGUUAAGAACCGAACGCUGGAGUUUAAAGACAUAGUUAAGUACCAUGCAGAGCGAGGAGCAGCAGGGGGAGCAGCAGGGGGCGCAGCAGCAGGAGGGGAAGCAGCAGGGGGAGCAGCAGGGGGAGCAGCAGGGGGCGCGGCAGCAGGAGGGGGAGGAGCCGCAGGGGGGGAUGGAUUGUUGGAGCUGUCAGCGGAAGAGGUGGCUGCGUUGAUUCGCAACCGCACUGUGAACAUUCACCUCGCUGGCAGAGGCUCGCACACGUUCUGCACGGAUCCAUGGGAGAGCAUCAACGAAGCUGUGUUCUGGAGCAUGGCAAUCGAUGUCUACUUCGUGCCCAGCCUCUACUACCUCCCCACAUACGCUGCAGCUCUGAAUAAAUUAUUCCCUGACCACCGAGUCUUGACUCACACCGCUCGGUUUCUUCUGCACCCAGACAACCGGCUCUGGGCGGCGAUCACUCGUCUCUUCCACGCCAACCUGGCGCACCACUCCCACCGAGUCGGCAUUCAGGUACUGCAGUGCGGUGCACUGAGGUUGAGCGAUCAGAGGGCGGAGAAGUGGACAGAUACGCAAUUCGAGUUUGCUGUCAUGGAGAUGUGGCUCCUCAGCUUCUCGGAUCGAAUUCUCAUUUCAGACUUCUCAUCCUUUGGCUGGGUGGCUCUGGGCCUGGCGGGUAUUGACGGGUAUUCCAUGGCGGUUGCUGUGAUACACGCAUUUGAGAUCGACUGGCGUAAAGAAAAUCGCCCCGUAUGCGUUCCAAUCUCACCAGAGCCUUGCGAUGUGCUUGGCGUCUCUGCUUCACUUUCUAUGUGCAAGGGAAACCACACUGUGGAGGGUGUGGAGCUAGAGGGAGACCGAUUGCGUGACUAUUCUACAUGUCCUGGAUCGUAUUUGGUACUGGCUGUUACGGGAUCAUGCGCGGAAGCGACGGAGCAUGGCGACGCGGGUAGCGAUCGCAGCAGUCGUCGCAGCAGUCGUCGCAGCAGUCACUCUAACAGUCUUCGCAGCAGUCGUUCCAACAGUCCCGACGAUUUCGAUUUCGCGAGGGCCUUCAUGGGGGUCCCGCGACUCUCGUUUCAAGAUGACGACUCUUGGUCAGACUUCUUCUCGGGAAGCACGGCAGCAACCGCGUCGGCCGACUCGCCGGCGUUUCGGACCCACAGCGGUUCCCUCGAGCGUUUUAUCAGCGUCUUCCGUGGGGAGUGUCACGGCGGCGGUGCUGACGGCGAGGUUUUCCCAGUCGUUGACAGCGGCCGAGACGCAGACGGAGACGGAAAACCGGAUGUGAAAGUGAUACCGCUUGUUUUACCACCAGCUGUGCCUGAACUCGCAUCUGUUGAGUGCUCUUCGAGGCGUGUCGAAGCUCGAGUCGAAGAAGAGGAACCAUUAGAAGUAUCUCGUGCGUUGGAUCGACAAGCGGCUGCACUUCAAGCGGCGCAACGCUCUCGAACUGUCGACACGGCCCGUGCGGCGAAAGAACGUUUUGAUCGGUCCGUGCGAGGGUGUUCAACGGUGUCGUUCCGAAAAGCCGCGUCAGCCGCGAUAGAUGCGCUGCAUCUGGACCGAGACGGUGCGACUCAUGGUGCUUCUACGGAAUGUGAUUAUACGACAUGUGAUUCUAUGACAUGGGAUGCACGCGAUGGCUCGAGAGGUCGUGACGAACGGGCUCCGUUAGAAGCUGUCUCGAAGCAGCCGUUAGUGGCUCCCAAACGGAGCCUGUGGAGAAAAUUUCGCGCGUCGGCGCCGUCGACAGAACCGCGACCCGCCGCGCCGACCAUUUCCGCUGCGGCGACGGAUACGACGGGUGCGACGACGAAUGCGAGGGUUGCGAGAGUUGCGCCGGCUGCGAGCGUUGCAAUGGUUGCGAGGGAUGCGAGGGUUGACAUGAAACGUGCGAUCUCAUCGUUCGAUUCGCCGUCCGAAUCGCCGUGUCUUGGCUCGACGUCCGAGGAUGGGCGACGUCAUCCUUGGGACGAAAGUGAUAAGAAAGCCAAUUUCAGUGUCGCGGACACGUCAUCAGUCUUCUCGAAGGAGCUAGUCGACGAGGCUGCUGACCUGGCGGAGCGUUGGAGCCAAUUGCGUCGAGACACGUGUACGACGGAGGCUUGGAGCAGAAGUAGUUCUACAAACACCAACCCUGACUCGCAGGAAGGGGCCGACAAUUCGCAAGAAUCUGUUCGCGAAGCGGAGAAUGGGACGGAGAAGCGGAAGGCAAACCGUGUGGAGGAGGUUCGGAUACGAGACAGGUUGAUUCGAACCGCUUCAUGGAACAAGUUUUGGGAACCGGAGCAGGACGGUCGGCCAAAGCAGGCGCAGCAGCCGCGGCAAGAGCAGGAGAAGGGAGAGAAAGAGAACAAUGCGGAAAAGGGCGUUGAGGUGUUUGGAGCAGGAGAAGCAGCAGCAACAAACCCAGGUGCGGCAGGAGCAAGAACAACAGCAGCCGCACCAGCAGCAGCAGCAGCAGCAGCAGCAGCAUCAGCAACAGCAGGAGAAGCAUGA
Messenger RNA from Closterium sp. Yama58-4, 2796 nucleotides. The record is from the annotation of a GenBank genome assembly. Lineage: Eukaryota; Viridiplantae; Streptophyta; Zygnematophyceae; Desmidiales; Closteriaceae.